Messenger RNA from Colletotrichum phormii, 3939 nucleotides. RefSeq lists its product as uncharacterized. NCBI's taxonomy places the organism in Eukaryota, Fungi, Ascomycota, Sordariomycetes, Glomerellales, Glomerellaceae. Bases 1 to 3939 code for a protein of 1312 amino acids. The record is from RefSeq and is a predicted model, not a curated record. The transcript is spliced from 4 exons.
AUGGCUUCAAGAUGCGGAUCUCGGAGGUACUCGUUGGGGGUGACACAAGAAGAGGGCGUCGAGGAUCUCGUCGUGCAAGCCAAGGCAGCCGAAGAAAACAGACAGAAAUCAGAAGACCAAAAGAGAGAUCUCAUGCUCAGGAAGAUUGUCGAAGGCGGCGACGAUCUAGACAGGUGGGUCAAGGUUUUGGGCUUCGAGGGCGUCAGCUUCCCCCGGGCCGAGAUCGAAGCGGCUGCGGCGAAGAUGAGGAUAGAGUCUGGAUCGGUGGAAGGCGAGGGCCGUCCCGGGUAUGGUGCAGGAGAAGAGAGAGAGGGCAUCGGGGGCCCGGAUCCUACUGCAUGUCUAGACGGACCCGAGGGCACCUACGGUCCUUCGACGUUCGAAGGUCAGUCGAGCCUCCUUACCGACGAAGAGCCAGUCCAGCCUGAGACGGUACCGCGAGCCCCUGCCGAGGGCGGAGAGGCACCCAGGAACCCCUUUACAACGGAGUGGCGUGCUCGCGAUAACCCUGGCGACUGGAAGUGGCCGCAGGUCUUUGACCCCUAUUUCACCAGCAACCAAUUCAUCAGGAGGUCGAAGAAUUACAAGCGUCCUGCACGUAGCCUUCCAGUAGAUGGAGAGGAGGACGAGGAGGAGGAUGACGAGGAUGCCUCGGCUCAGGAAGGGGAAGAGGAGAAUUCCGAGGGCGAAGUGAUGACCCCGAGUGCAAACUCCGGCCUCGCCCCUCCCUCGACACAACCCCCUCGCAUCUUCACUCCCCCUCGAGAAAUCUAUGUCCCCGAAUCCGACUCCGAGUCGCCCAGCAGCGCAUCAGAGGCCUCUGACGUCGAUAUGAUCGACCCAGAACCCAAAGAUGCCGCCGCUGCUGCUACCGAUGGUGGCGGGACCUCUGACAACCUCCGCUCUCGACCCUAUGAUAGCCAGUGGCUUAUCAACUGGCUCAGACGAGACGCCUCCACCACGGACGAGGAUCUGCGCAUGAUCGACUACAAGGGCUGGCGCAUCCACGCGCCCAAAGUCCAGCUCAUCCGCAUCAAGAACUUCCUCGCGGACGAGGACAUUGACCGCACACUCGACUGGGAGCGCAAGUUUGCCGAAAUUGGCGAGUUCUUAGAGCACUGCAUCAGGAUGAGAAACGUCACGGAAAAGGACUGGUACGUCGACCUCCGCGAAGCAAUCGCCAUGCUUCGCACGCACGCAAUCUUUGAAGAGCACCACUACGGCAAAAAGAAGCUCGUUGUCGACUUCCCCAAAAUGAGCACCACCAGCACGCGACUCCCGCCGCUGCUCGACGGGCGCGACCUCGUCAUCGAGAAGAGGCCCAGGGAUCCGGUGCGGCCUCGCUAUCUCUUGCACCGCGUACCCGAGUCCGUUCAGGACGCCGACUACCAGAUCCCCGGACCACUUCUACGGAUGACGUUUAUGAAGUGGCUCCGUGAGGACGGGAACCUCGUCUGGGCCACGAAUCCGAAAAGCGAGAUGCCCGGCUCAGGAGAACGCGGACAGAUGUUCAACUACCAACCGGACUUCAACAUGGCGCUCACGGAAGACGAGUGGUUCGACAAGUGCAUGAGCGGAGGGCCCGAGACGACCUCGGACGAACUCCACGGCGAGGCCAACUUUUACCUCCUCAUGAAUGAGUACGUCGGCGGCGAGGUCGACGAGUUUAAGCGAGACGACGGUAAAACGUACAAGAUGCAGAGACAUUACCCCGAAGGCGAGGCACAGCAGCGCUUCGCCCGGUUUCGAGGAGCGAAGCGCGCGGCGCUGCAGCAGUGUCUCUCGCACUUCAAUAACGACGAGAAUGUGGCGCUCGCGAGCCCCUUUCGCAAGCUGGUGCUGUCGCCUACCAAGAGGGAAAAGGCGGCUGCGCUGGCUGAUGCGAAGCGGGAUAUCGUAUACAAGCCGCACUCUAUCAAGGCGCCGCCGCGGGGAGUCAAGCUUGAUCCACUUGGUAUCACGUACUGGCAUAACCGGCUGCAGGUCACCAAUCUCGAUCGCGCAGAUCGGUUGUGGAAUCAGACGGUGCGCAUCCACGAGCAGAUGCUCGAUGAUAUGGGUAUACCCAAGGACACGGUUCAGCUCCCCAAACAGCUGUACAGCCCCGUCACACCUUACAACUUCAUGAAGGAGAGCGAGAGGAGUGUGCUGUCCUGGUUCCACUGCCUACGCACCCUCCGCGAGAAGCUGACGCGGGCGUACAAGAAGGAUCCGCGGGAGAUGCUCGAGGGCGUGAUCAAGAAUAUCGAAUACGGGUUCCAGGGGCGGCCCUCGUGGGACAUGGAUGAGGUAAUCGCCGCUCUCCGGGAGAAGAACGGCGGACACUGCGGGCCCUUCCAAAGAUUCGAGCUCCAGUGGCUGGAGUUUGUCUGCGGGCCUUCCACGACGGUCAAGGCUCAGCGGGAGGUGCUCCCGAAGCUGGGGCGCGAUUUUGAUGUGUUUGUCGUGCGGAUGCAGGCGCUGCUGGACGAGCCGAGCCAGGCGUGUCUUUUUGCGGAGCAGGAUCGGAAGUUUACGCUGCAGCAGGUGGCUAUGGCACUCAAUUCUGGGAUUUGUAAGGGUGAUUAUAUCUUCACCGAGGAUUGGGUGAAUAAGUACAGUAAGGUACUUGCGGAGUGUGGAAGACUCGGCUACGAACGCUCAGAAACCGGUGAGGUCUCGAUAAGCCGACCCAAGAACGACUGGCACCCAGAACACCGCAUGAACUGGGACAUCACCAACGACUGGACCAGGGAAACGAAUUCAAACAAGAAUAACUACCACCGCAACAACAUCCCGGCUCCAUUCGACGCAUGGGCAUGGCCCUCAGCCUUCGCCAACGUGGACCAAAUCAACCUUACUCGCACACUGACGAAGGAGCUCCUCUGGGCCCUCGGCUACCGCCUCGGCGUCAGGCUCGCCGCGCUGGCCAAGAACAUUCCCAUACUCAACCAGCGUCUCAACCACGGUAACGACUGGGAGUACCGUAAGACGCAGCUGCAGGAUAUCCUAGGUAUGUGGAGCAGCAGCUUCAAGCGGGACAGGACGGGGGAUGAUGACAUGGCCACGCCGCGGGUGUCGUACCAGAGCGUCGUCAAGGCGGGCGACCCCGGGAAGUGGACGGAGGAGAUGACGGAGGAGGAGGCGCGCGAGGUGGUGCGCAAGGGGAUUAUCGACGAGCUCUCGCGGGGCGACGGAACGUUAUGGCCCAGUCGGCCACGGUGGUUCCACGAUCUGGAGGAAAACAAGCGCAUCGUGACGCUGCACCGCGAGCGGAUCUGGGAUUGGGCGCUGCCCGAGCUGUGCGGGAAGAAGAAGCGGCAGUUCUUUUCGAUGAAUCGGUGGCCGGUGCAUAUGCAGAGUAAAGACCGACAGGAGGAAAUCAGGAGGAGCGUGACGGACGAAGGGGUGCGGAAGCAGGCUGAGGCGGACGAGCUGCGGACGAAGGUGGCGAAGCUGGAGGCGAGCGUGAUGCCUACUGCGGAUGAGAUUCGCCAGGCGCAGAUGGAGCAGAUGCUUUCGGUGCCGUAUCACGUGGGCGACGACCGGAGGACGGAGUUUUUCCCUGGUGUGACGGAGUAUUGGGGCGGCGAUACCGAGUCGCAGAGGCGGGAUCUUGAGCAACGUCUAGAGACGAUGCUCAAUGAAGAGCUAUACCCCAACGACGGCAUUGCGCCUCGCGGAACGGGAUGGAUUAGUCGUGAGACAGUCCAGACGCCCGGUAGCGAACCCCAUGAGACGGUGGAGAUUGAUCCGGACAUGGUGCCGAGAAGCGUUCCGGGCCGGGUUCCCUCGGGAAGGAGAAUGUCGUCGGCGGCGGGUGGGGCGGGCGCGGGGGAUACUCGGCCGGCGGCGGCGACGAACCGGAGCCUGUUCCCGCCGCGGCAAACACGGCGGCAGAGUGGGCGACGAGUAAGAUUCAACGUCGCGGACCGGGAAGGUAACGAUUCUGAGCAGUAG